CUUGGCGCGGUCAAUGAACAAUGUCUAUUGUUAUUCCGCUGCCGAGCAGUCCAGGAAAUGAUACACUAAAUUAUAUAUCAAUCUUACCACUAUUGUAUUGUCGGUGACAAGCUUACGCAGGGGCUGCAUUUUAGGGCAAGACCGGAUGCGGGGCAGCCACGGCCUAGUCAAGGCUCUUCGCUUCGACAUUCGAUACUCUAAAAAGUCCGAACAGACGAUGUAACCGUGCAAUUCAAGAUAAUCUGCCGGUUGAUCCGGAUACUGCACGGGUGGUGACUGCAUGCCAUAAGCAUGGGUAAACUCCAGACUUCCGCCGUGGUCCCGCCCAUCCAUGUCUGACAGGGAGAACUCAUCUCGACUAUAAAUAUGGCCAUGAGGUGCGCUUACUGAGUGACAACCAGGCAGCUUCAACCCUUCUUCGGUACUCAUCCUCAUUGAAAAUGUUGUCCUCUGGGCUCCUGCCAUUCCUCGCGAUCCUGGGCCUAACCGAUGCGGCUGCCAUUGGAAAGCGAUUCACAAACGGCGACUUCGCCACUGGCGAAUCCGACCCCAAUGUGACCAGUGCCUGUACAUACUGGGCAAAUUCCAUCAAGUCCACCGACACGUGUGCGGCCCUGGAGAACUAUUACGGGAUUACCGUCGCGCAGUUGGCCUCAUGGAAUCCGUCACUAUCCACCACGGCCUGUACGUUAAUUGAGGGAUGGAGCUACUGCGUCGAGGCACCUCCAGGCGCUGGAACUGCUCUCACCACUACCACCACCAGCACCAGCACCACUACCACCAGCAAGACCAGUACCAGCACCACAUCCGCCACGACAACGGCGACAACUAGCUCCCCCGGAAAGCCGUCUCCAACGCAGGCGGGCCUAGCGGCUAACUGUGAUGCCUUCUACUAUGUGCAAAAGGAUGACUCAUGUUGGGCAAUCUCGAACUCCUAUGGCAAUUUCACCCUGGAUCAGUUCUACGACUGGAACCCGGCAGUGAAGACGGACUGCUCCGGCCUGCAACCUGGCUAUUAUGUCUGUGUGGGCGUGGCUGGCGCCGGCACUCCUGCCACUACGACGACAUCCAUCGCCGCCACUACCACUACCGCAUCGUCGACAACGUCAACAGGCUCUUAUCAGCCCCAGCAGACAGGUAUCGCGUCUAAUUGUGCAAGUUACUACUUCGUUGAAUCCGGAGACACCUGCGCCAAGAUCGCCACGGCCAAGGGGAUCAGCCUCAGCGACUUCUACGCCUGGAACCCAGCGGUAGGCUCGGCCUGCAGUACCCUGAAAGCAGGUUAUUGGGUGUGUGUCGGUAUCAAAAAAACGCCAACCACCACCACAACCACCGCCGGGGCAGCCCCCUCGACAACAGCCUCCGGUCCUUCACCCACCCAAUCCGGGCUCGUUUCCGACUGCACCACCUACUACCAAGCCCAAUCCGGUGACUCGUGCUGGUCCAUCACCCAGAAGUACAGCUACCUGAGUACCGCGCUGUUCGAGCAGUGGAACCCGGCCGUUGGCACCAGCUGCAGCAACCUGCAGGUCGGCUUCUACUACUGCGUGGCCACCAAGAACCAGGCCCCCAUGCCGAACACGAUCGGGACGUGCAGCAAGUGGCACCUCGUGGCCAGCGGCGACAGCUGUUGGGCCAUCGAGCAGGAGUAUUCCAUCACCGCUGCCCAGUUUGGCAAGUGGAAUCCGUCCGUGGGCGCGAGCUGCUCGACCUUGUGGCUGGGGUAUUGGGUUUGUGUUGGGGUAUAGUUUCCUUACUUCAAGCUAAUGAGUUGGCGACUAAAGACUGCGCGAUCUCUACCUUCUUCUUCGUUCCUGUCUUGAGGGCUUUACGCCCUUGGUCUGUGUGAUAAGUUAGGAUGGUGGGGUUGAUCGACAUUGUUUUAAAGGGGGGUGGUUGACAACGAGUCGGA
Molecule: messenger RNA, 1912 nt
Organism: Aspergillus homomorphus CBS 101889
Lineage: Eukaryota; Fungi; Ascomycota; Eurotiomycetes; Eurotiales; Aspergillaceae
Product: putative LysM domain protein
Exons: 5
Coding region: 441-1748 (435 amino acids)
Source: RefSeq, a predicted model, not a curated record